Molecule: messenger RNA, 844 nt
Organism: Gadus morhua (Atlantic cod)
Lineage: Eukaryota; Metazoa; Chordata; Actinopteri; Gadiformes; Gadidae
Product: protein C19orf12 homolog
Exons: 3
Coding region: 162-584 (140 amino acids)
Source: RefSeq, a predicted model, not a curated record
AGAAAUUACAGUUUUAUACAAAUAACAUCUCAAUAAAAUCGUCGGUAUUGAUAGUAUCAAGUGUAAUAGUCGCUUACACUUUUGAUUUAUGCAAUUCUGACAAACACAUCUCCCAUCGAGCAUUGCGACCAUGCGCGAGAUCAGACAUCGGAUAAUAAAGAAUGGCUCCAAUCAACGAUGUCAUGAAGCUCUGUUGUGAGUUGUCUGCCAAUCAGCAAAUAAAGACCACAGUAAAGGGCUCAAUGAAAGGUUCCGCUGCAGCCGGGGGUCUUGCCUUUGCUGGUGGGAUGCUCGGAGGUCCCCUUGGUAUUGCUGUAGGUGGUGCUGUUGGUGGCCUCCUGGGGUGUUGGAUGACGAGUGGACAGUUCAAACCACUGCCCCAGAUUAUUAUGGAACUGGCUCCCCAGCAGCAACAGAGACUGUACGAAGAUGUCCUGGCUAUCCUUGGCAACAUGCAGUGGACAGACCUAGCCCAGCUAACUGCACUAGUGAUGGGCAACUCCACCAUGAAGCAGCAGGUUACUGCAGCCCUGCUUGGCUACAUCACCAAGGAGCUUCAAGCUGAGGUUCAUUAUGUAGACUAGACCCUGGGAGAUUGUAGGAUAUUAUUUAUCAUAGGAAAGAAAGAAAAUCCAAUCAAAAGGUUGUGGUGUGUUUGGGUCUUUUUAAUUGUUUGAGGUUUGACAGAUGCACUCUUAAGUUAUGCUGUGGAAAGUGUCAAAGUUAACUGGAUGGAUCAAAUUGAUUCCUAAGAGAUAUCCGCAAGGCAGCUAUAUUGCGAUUUGUUUAUGCUGGUGGUAGGGUCACAUCUUUGGCCUUCAGGUUAAUAAACCAAAUUUUUGAA